Funneliformis caledonium is the source of this 552-nucleotide messenger RNA. Lineage: Eukaryota; Fungi; Glomeromycota; Glomeromycetes; Glomerales; Glomeraceae. The record is from the annotation of a GenBank genome assembly.
AUGCCUUUUUCUUUUGUACAUUACCUUCAAAAUAAACGCAUUAUACUCGCUUCUGGUUCCCAACGUCGACAAGAAAUUUUAUCAAAGUUGGGGUUGAGUUUCGAUGUGGUGCCAAGUAAAUUUCCUGAAAAUUUGGAUAAAUCAAAAUAUACACCUUUUGAAUAUGUAAUCGACAAUGCCAUCGAGAAGGGUUUAGAAGUUUAUGGACGAUUAGUGCAAGAAGAUCAAGAGAUUGACAUCGUGAUUGCAGCUGAUACGGUUGUUUCCAUAGAUGGUAAUAUUUUGGAAAAGCCAAAAGACACCGAAGAUGCAUUGCGAAUUUUAAAGAAACUUAAUGGGAGAUCACACCAAGUUUACACGGGAAUUGCUUUAAUAUAUCCUUUAUCAGAACCUGUUCAUCCAGGUUAUAAUAUUAUUUCCUUUGUAGAAGAAACUGAAGUCAUAUUCAGAGAAUGCAGUGAAGAAGAUUUUAAGGUUUAUAUAAAAACCGGUGAACCGAUGGAUAAAGCGGGUGCUUAUGGUUAUCAAGGACUUGGUGUUAUUAUAAUGUAG